Molecule: messenger RNA, 1134 nt
Organism: Achroia grisella
Lineage: Eukaryota; Metazoa; Arthropoda; Insecta; Lepidoptera; Pyralidae
Exons: 1
Coding region: 271-792 (173 amino acids)
Source: RefSeq, a predicted model, not a curated record
UAACCCACAUCAAUCAAGCCCAAUUGCAUUUAAGUAACAGUCUUACGUGCAUCGAUCAUUAAUAUUCAUAAAUGACGUUUUAUAAUACGUGCAUCUCAAAUCCGGCCAGUGCCCUGGAGAUUGCGGUGACGCAACGACCCGUUGAAGACCAUCGGCCGAGAACUUGAACUCGUUGCCACCGCCGGCGCCGUGGCGUAUCAUCUACCGUUAUAUGCCUAUAAAACUCUAUGGCCCUUCACAUGAUAUACUACAAGUAUUGUGCGCUUCAAAAUGAUUCGACUAUUUCUAACAAUAAGUGUGAUUGCAAAAGUUCAAUGCAAUAUGCCGAUCAUAUACGCGGCUCCAAGUGCAGUGUCUCACCAAUCGAGAAUUGAUAUCAAACACACGCCUGCCAUUAUUUCCGCACCAUUGGUUUACAGUCCAGCUACUACGAUAUACGCAAGUCACCCGGAGGCAGAAAAUAACAAAAAAGUGCUCGCCUUUGCUCCUACAUUGACAUCAAAUACAGUUCUUACUCCAAUCGCUUUAACAAUAUUUCAUAAUCUUCCAUUAGCGCGAGCUCUAGAACAUCCAAUUUCUAUUGAUAAAUUGCAAGAAGCUUAUGAACAAAAGGAACAGUUCAAAUCGAGGAAUAAAGAAAAUGGUAUAAUAAAAGAAAAUUACAUUGAAGAAAAUCGGGAACACAAUUUAGGCCACCAACAGCUAGUUUUUGAAACAUCAACAGCAACUUACAAAAAGUUUGAAAAUAUCGCAAAUGAUGAAUUUACAUCUGAACUACAUAAAGAAGAAUAAAAUUGUCGCAGUGAUUUAUAUCUUUCGUUUAAAUAUAGUGAAACUAGAUCAUUACGCUAUUUAAAUUUAGCUUUUUUCGAAAAUGUAAAAUGAAAGAUUAUUAAGUAACUAUGUACGAAAGAACGUCUAUAGUUUAUAGUUAAACAUCUCUAUUGUAAUUGUCAUAAAGUUUUUUUGUAAAAAAGCUGGCAAUAAAUUAGUGUAUGUUCUUUUGUUAUGAUAAGGUAGGUAAGUUAUUUUGCAGAUCUCACUAAUUUAUAAAUUCAUUUGUCAUUUUUUCAAUAGUUAUUAUGUGCCUAUUAAUUGUAAGUGUUUUGUAAAAUUAAUAAAGUAAUAAAUAUA